This is a messenger RNA of Nelumbo nucifera (sacred lotus), 766 nucleotides long. RefSeq names its product furry. Lineage: Eukaryota; Viridiplantae; Streptophyta; Magnoliopsida; Proteales; Nelumbonaceae. The record is from RefSeq and is a predicted model, not a curated record.
CAUGCAUCUGCAUACAUGAUUUCUCUUUCAUUAUAGGCUCUGUCUGCUCCCGAUCGAGCAAUAGUAUCAAUCCGCCAUGGCUGCAUCUUCAUCAUCGUCUGGGGUAAAAUCUAUGUUCCAAUCCUUGAAACGAUUCAUCAAGAAGCCAUGGGAGAUCACAGGCCCGUGUGCCGAUCCCGAAUACAAGAGCGCACUCCCGAGCGCUCUGGAGUACCGUGUCUUCUGUCCCGCCACUGCCCACGCCAAGGCUUGCGUUCCCACCUCCAACCCCGAGACCGUCUACGACAUCAAGUAUUACACUCGCGAUCAACGACGCAAUCGCCCGCCCAUCCGGCGGACCAUCCUGAAGAAGGCCGACGUCGAGAAGAUGAUGAAGGAGAAAACUUUCGAUGUUUCUGAUUUCCCUCCGGUUUAUCUGACCGCGAAGGUUGAAGAGGAUGACAAUACGAGGGGCGGAGGGUAUCAGAAAUAGGCUUCUGAGCUGUGGUGCGGGAUAUAUUUACUCCAGUGAUGCGUUGUGGAUUUUUAUGUUGCUUCUGUAGAAAUACUUUGAUAUUUCGAAGCCAUAAUGAUGCAUUUUGUGCCCAGCUAACAUGUAAUGCAGGAGGCCAGCAGGGGUGCUGGGUCUUCUAUAUCCAGUAUGUUUAGUGCAAGGCUUGUGCUUUUGUUUCCUUGCUAUAUCAAUGUCGAUCGAUAUUUCCAAAUUAACUUCAAAUGCUAAAAAACCUGGAUUUAUGGGAAAAUAAAGGUAUAGUCAGUUCUUUAA